UGGAAUUUGUACGUGUGGCGCGAACGACUAAAGAACAAACGGCAUCCGAAGCAACAGGCGAGCGGAGGAUGUGACGCAAGCCUCAGGAUAAGGUGAGGCCAAAGAGGAGUCUGUAGACGUGAAGUAUUCGCUCUCUCAGCUGCGAGGCGUCUCCACCUCCUGCGAGAUGUCCCCUCUACCACUGGCCCAAAAAACGCAACCGUUAGACUGAGAAGCAAAACACAACAGAAGAAGACCGUUCCACGGAGAGACCAAAGAGACCCCUCGUACCUCAGUGAGACGCCUUUCGUUACAAUUAGACACCUCCAUAUCUGAGACAUAUCUCCAAGUCAUCUACAGCAAGGAACGGUACCAGAGAGCCGGGCUCCAUGCCUCUGCUGGCUUCCGUGUCCAUAGUUAACCCCGCUUGUUAUGUUUAGCGUGUGCUGACACACAUGAUCCCGCGCACGCUAAGGAGGGCGUUGGAGGAGGCGAGGCGGGAGCACAGGGCACGUGAAGCCCAGACAGAGAGUUUGCAAUACGAUGGAGAGGAGGAGCGUGACGGAGUUGUGUAUAGUGUGUACCUGCGCACCACAAGCACACACCAGACUCCGGUUAGAGUGCUAGCUCUACGGGCUGGCACGCUGGUAAGAAUUGUCCUCCACCUUUUGGAUGCCCGAACCCUGGGGGACACUUCCUAUAUCCCAGCGUUUCUUGCAACGUACCGUGCCUUCACCAGCACCGCCGAAGUGCUGCAUAUACUGUUGGGCAGGUUGGAGAGCGAUGCUCAAAAACCGAGAGGCGAAGAUGGUGGAAAAGAUGAUGAUAUCAGCAGUCUCUUCUGUGGCUGGAUGUCUCAGUAUCCCGAGGACUUUGCCUCCCUUGACCCCGAUAAGAGGAAGCGUCUGUCUCUGUGCCUUUCGAAACUGAUGAAAUCCAACCUGGUGGCAAAACUGCAGGAGCUGAGCGUGGAACAGAAGGAGGACCAAGAGCUUCUCCCCACGCUGGCAGAAGAGACAAGUCCCUCCGACCCACUAGACAUCCUGGCCUUCCAGGCUGGACACGUGGCGGAACAACUGACCUCUAUGGAAGCUACACUUUUCUUGCGGGUUGUCCCAUACGAAUGCCUAGGAUCGGUGUGGUCUCGGAGAGGCAGAGGAGGAGAACAGGGCGAUCGCUGUCACAGCGUCAAAGAGACUGUCCGUCACUUCAACCGUUUGUCGGGGGCCGUGACAUCCUCCUGUGUAAAAGACCCCCAGCUCAGACCUCAGCAGAGAGCCCGGGUCAUCGAGAAGUGGGUGAGGGUGGCAGAGGAGUGCUGGAGUCUCAGGAAUUUUUCGUCCGUCUACGCCAUUAUCUCAGCUUUACAGAGCACAGCCGUCCACCGUCUAAAGAAAGUGUGGGCCGAGACUUCCAGGGAGAUCCAGCGCAGUUACCAGGAAAUAAGCGAAGUUUUCUCAGAGAAGGACAACUACGCCCGAAUGAGAGAGCUGCUGUUCCAGUCUCAGGACUCCUCGGAAGUGACCUCUAAGAGACACCCCCCUCGCUCCAAAGACCCAAGAGCAGCGGGCGUUAUUCCAUACCUGGGGGUCUUUCUUACAGACCUUGUCAUGUUAGACUCGGCCAUCAGGGAUCAUCUAGAGACUGGAUAUCUAAACUUCGAGAAGCGGAGAAAGGAGUUUGAGUCUCUCUCACAUAUACGUCUUCUGCAAUCGGUCUGCCUCGGCUAUCGCUUUGAUACUGACCCACAAUUUGUAAGCUGGUUCCGGAGACUGCAGCCAAUCAGCGAGGACGACAGCUACCGACUGUCCUGUGACAUCGAGCCCACUCAGGAUACGGUUUCUAAUACAACCCCUGUGAGACCGACGGUGAUCAUCACGCACUGCACAGACCUUCUGGCCUCCAUUGUUGCUCCAUUUGGCCCCGGCUUGCACCUGGUGUCCUGGGACUCACCCUGUGAGCGACUGAUGACCCCCAGCCUUAGCCAGCAGCACAAGAGCCCCUCAGUGCCGGCUCUCGACACCCUGGAGUCUCCCAAGCAAACUCUCAAAGGUUUUCCGUCCGCCGGCACCGCGGGUCGCACGCACAGGCGCUCGGCUUCCUGCGGCAGCACCAUAAUCUCCGCGUCGCAGAACAGCGGCCCUCUGAACCACGCGGCGGAUCUGCAUGCAUCUUCCGACCCGACAGGAGAUCAUCGCAUCAUCCGUGUAAGAGUGGAGCCCGCCGAGGAGAACAGCGUGUACAAGAGUGUGCGGGUGAGUGCGCGGAUCAGCAGCCAGGAGAAGGCGCCCGUGGUUAUUGACCGAAUUCUCAGGAAACAUCAUAUCGACACCCAGGGGCAGCAUGAACUAGUGCAACUACUGCCGGGGGGCAAAGAGCUAAUUAUCCCGGGAACGGCGAAUGUCUUCUACGCCAUGAGCUCGGCCAGUCUGGAUUUCCUGCUCCGUCCGCAACAGCCUGCGCGACCGCCGCUUUCUCCCACCGUGCGGCAUGCCACCCGCAUGCAGAUCAGCGCCACCUUUCCUAAGGUUAAAGCCAAGGCGGGGGACCUUGCAAGGGUCCUCUUCUAGAAGAGAUGGCGCAUCGGAGGGUUCGUUCUUCUUUGGGGUCAAGAACAUGACCAGGUCUUGAAGAAAACGCGAGACGACGGAUCGUGGUGCAAAAUAGCUACCAAGCAACCACUUUUUCUGCCCCGCAAUGCCUUCCAGGUUGGGUGGGCCGGGGUAAUCUGUUACGUAUUGAACAGAACGGUGCUUCUGCAUUUGCAAAAAGGACCCGAGCGAUCAAACGAGGAAGGGUUUCCGUUUUUUUUUUCCCAGCCCGGCCGUUGACAUCAGACUGUAUCGUGCUGCUGCGUUCUAUACACUAUCACUAAAACACUAUGUAUCCUUUAUAUCCUGUAACUAAAGAUCCAUGUAAUGUUUUUAAUGACUUUGUGCCUAUAAAUAACUGUGUAACUGUUUUUAAUGAGUAAAAAUGCUGCUUCUUUGCCAAA
This is a messenger RNA of Spea bombifrons (plains spadefoot toad), 2974 nucleotides long. RefSeq names its product ral guanine nucleotide dissociation stimulator like 2 (gene RGL2). Gene Ontology annotation, molecular function: guanyl-nucleotide exchange factor activity. Gene Ontology annotation, biological process: positive regulation of GTPase activity; Ras protein signal transduction. The record is from RefSeq and is a predicted model, not a curated record. Gene Ontology annotation, cellular component: plasma membrane. The transcript is spliced from 19 exons. Lineage: Eukaryota; Metazoa; Chordata; Amphibia; Anura; Pelobatidae. The coding region runs from base 435 to 2549 and encodes 704 amino acids.